Molecule: messenger RNA, 1589 nt
Organism: Rosa chinensis
Lineage: Eukaryota; Viridiplantae; Streptophyta; Magnoliopsida; Rosales; Rosaceae
Product: 2-methoxy-6-polyprenyl-1,4-benzoquinol methylase, mitochondrial
Exons: 11
Coding region: 461-1330 (289 amino acids)
Biological process (GO): ubiquinone biosynthetic process
Cellular component (GO): mitochondrion
Molecular function (GO): methyltransferase activity
Source: RefSeq, a predicted model, not a curated record
UUUUGGGCCUAGAGGUAGGGUGUAUGGUAAAAUUUCCUAAAGCUGCUUUUGGUCCAAAUAGCUGCUAUUGAAACAAAUAGGGUUCAGCUUUGAUCUUCAUCUCGCGAGGCAGACAUUCAUUCUCCUCCCCUCUUUGCCGUCAAAAAACAUUCGCUGCUCAUCGAACUUCUCCUCCAUCUCUCUCUGCUGUCACUGAAAGGUUCAGUCUUGCUCUCCUCACCAUACUCUUUCAGGUUUUGUGUGAUGGAAAAUGGAGCAAGAAGAUGGUGCUAUAUUGAUUCAUGGAGACAUAAUUAGCAUCAAACUUGGUGAUAUUGUUCUAGCUGAUGCACGUGUUCUUCUUGAAGGAGAUCCUCUGAAGUUUGAUCAGUCUCCUUCCCAAAAUUGCGAAAGCAAAACUGGAACUGGUAGGCGAUUGACGGAAGAAGCACAGUCAUUUACUCCAAACUGAUAUACAGCCAUGGCCUUGAGAACAGUGACGAGGAAGAUAGGGAGUAAACUGUUACCCAGGUUUUCUCCUGCAUCUCUAUUGCAUUCUCAUGCCACAAGCUUUGGAUUCAAGGAAGUACGGGAAGAGGAAAAAAGUCAAAUGGUUGGUAAUGUCUUCAGCAAUGUUGCUUCAAACUAUGAUACAAUGAACGAUUUGAUGAGUGUAGGAUUACACAGAUUAUGGAAGGAUAGAUUGGUUUCCAAACUGAAUCCUUUUCCUGGAAUGAACCAUCUUGAUGUGGCUGGUGGAACAGGUGAUGUUGCUUUCAGAAUACUAGACAGUAUAAACAGCAUCAAACGUAGAGCUUUGCUGAAUGUUCUUGAAGAUGACUUUCAGGAAGAAACUAAGGUGUAUGUAUGUGACAUCAAUCUCAACAUGUUGAAUGUUGGUAAAAAGCGGGCCAUGCAGAGAGGUCUUGGAGAAGACAAAUCCCUUCUAUGGGUGGAGGGAGAUGCAGAAGCCCUGAGUUUCGGAGACAAUACAAUGGAUGGUUACACAAUUGCAUUUGGGAUCCGGAAUGUCACACACAUAGAGAACGCACUUUCUGAAGCUUAUAGGGUACUAAAACGGGGAGGAAGGUUCCUGUGCCUUGAACUCAGCCAUGUAGAGGUACCUGUAUUCAAAGACUUCUAUGACUUUUAUUCAUUCUCAAUCAUUCCCACCCUAGGAGAGCUAGUUGCAGGAGAUAGAGAAUCUUAUCAGUACUUGGUAGAGAGUAUUCGUCGCUUUCCACCACAGGAGACAUUUGCUUCAAUGAUUGCAGAUGCUGGUUUCCAGAAGGUUGAGUAUGAAAAUCUAGUUGGAGGAGUGGUAGCGAUUCAUUCAGGAUUGAAAAUUUAGUAAUGAACUUGAAAAAAAUUGGGUAGUUAGGUUUCUGUUAGCUCUUCAAAUCGAAUCCAAGAAACUAAGUAGGUUACAAUAAAUAGGAUAUAAAGUCAAUUGAUUUUUUUUCUUUUGGUCGAAUAAAGUCAAAUUGAUUGGUUGUAUAUUGUGUCAAAAUUUCAUUGAAUGAGCCAGAAGAAAACUGGCUUCAAGUAUGACAGCAUGUUCAUUUGUUUGGAUUACAUGGUGAAUCAACCAAGACAUGAAAAUUAUAGCA